Caenorhabditis angaria is the source of this 6926-nucleotide messenger RNA. The record is from the annotation of a GenBank genome assembly. NCBI's taxonomy places the organism in Eukaryota, Metazoa, Nematoda, Chromadorea, Rhabditida, Rhabditidae.
AUGGAUUCUGAUAAAUUGAUCGAAAUCGUCAUAGAUAUGGAAGAAGCAACACCAAAUGAUAAAUUGGUUAUCACCAAAAUUCAAAGUGGAACUGUUGCCGAAGGAAAAUUGAAAGUGAGUUAUCUAGAAUAAAUAUACCCAACUUCACAGUAAUUAUCGUUUUUAGAUCGGAGAUCAAGUCAAAAAGGAAUGGUCAAGAUUGCAAAGAUACCAACGACUUUUUCCGCGCAUUGCGAUUUGCCGCACCGACUACAAGAAUUUUGGUGAAUCACGGCGACAAAAAAGCAGAAGAAGUGUGUUUCAAGAUUUCUGGUCUUAAAAAGAAAUUGAAGUGCCAAAAUAUCGAGGACACAAUCAAAAGACUCAUCAAUUGUGAAGAUGAAGCAUUGAUUCUAUGCUUCAAGGCGACAAAAAAUAAGUUUAGCCUUGAGGAGAAGGUUCGUUUUAAAAUGUGAAAUAGUUAGAAAUUACUGGUUUACAGAUUGUUAUGAUCGAAUAUUGCGCUAAAUUGUCGUCGACUGGUGCAGAAACAACAACGGAAAUUAUAAUGGAGAUGCGGCAAAAAUGGAAAGAAUUGGACACCAAAACUUUGAAAACAUGAAUUCGGAGCCUUCCUGGAAGUAAGUAAAAGCAUCAGUCAAAAUUCGAUAAUCUUAUUCAAAUAUUUUCACAGACAAUUUCCCUGGCCCUUAUCAAUUGUUGGUUCUAUCCAGAUGUCACCAAUGAAUUGAUAAGAAUCUCCACUUUUCAUAGCCCAAAUGAUGAUUUGUUCAAGAGGAUUGGGCCAGCAAUGAAGAAAAAUCCUAUUGAAACUAUCAAAAUUUUGACCAACAUCAAAAACAAGAAUGAAAUAUCUGUCGCUGUUGAUGAAUUUCGACAAAUCGAAUGGCAAAUACAAUUUGGAGAAAAGGGUUAUAGUGGAGUAAACCUUGAAGAUUUUUGGAAGAUCUAUGGAGAUAACCCAAUUUUGCCAGAUUUCUUCCAGUGAGUUUGCCUAUAACUGAAAAAACAUAAUUUUUUAUUGAUUUAGAAAUGAAAAAACAAAGAGACAACGGAAUAUGAAGUUGGACACGAUGAUCGAUCAUUUAAAAAAGUUUGAAAUUAUUUAUCCAACGCAAUGCUUUGACACACUUCCGAAUCGCCGGUUCAAACUUCGAAUUUUUCCAACAAAGGUGAAUUUGCAAGCAACUGGAGGAAAAAAGAUUUUAAAAUUCCGAAAUCUGUCACAAGAAAAUCUUGUGUUCAAAGUAAAAGUUUCGGACUCUGAGCAAAUCAAAAUAACACCAAACUUGGGAUGUGUUAUGAGCCAGCAACAAAUAACAACGACAAUAACUCAACGUCGCGGAAAAGUUGCAAAGCAUCGACUGGUUAUAGAAUUUUUGAGGAGUGAAACAAUUGAAAACGAGAGAAUAAGAGAGUUAUUCUCAUACAAUGGAAAUGAUGUGGAACAAGUUUCUAUCGAGUUAGAAAGUCUGUGAUUUAACAGUAAUUUGCUGUAUUUUUUUUAUUCUAUGAUUUUUCAUGAAUAAAUGUUUAUUAAUAAAUGGUUCUUAAAUAGAUAUGACUCAAGUCGAGAAAAAAAUAGCUAAAAACGUUUUUCAACAAAACUUUUCUAUUCAUCAAACGUCCCACAUUUGCAAAACGAAAAUUUUUAAACAAACGUUUGAAAAAGGUAGCCACAGUGUCCCGAACGCGUAUUGCGCCAGCACUCCACACUCCACAAACUCUCUCGUUUUCUCUCUAUCUCUCAUCCGUCUCUUCAGCAAACCGCACUCUCUCAUCUUUUUUUGCGCUUUUGUUUACUUGCUGAAAAAUGCUGGAAAUGGAAUUUUUGUAACUAAAUCGAGUAUGGAGAAGACAGAGGAAGAAAAAUUGAAGCUGUUCCAAGUUGUUUGAUGAAAAAUGGUUGAGAAUGAAAUGAGCAAGAGCUCUUCAAAAAUAAGCUUGUGCAAAAACAUCAUUUUUGACCCGGGAAAGCUGAUAAAAUUCAGUGCUAUACUUCCAAAACAUUUAAAUAGGACUCCUCAAAUAUGUGGAAUCAAUGAUAAUUCAAAACUAUGUCGUUUUUGUUAUUUUCUUUUCCAUCGAAAUUUGCCCAAAAUUGAUCAAAAAACCAGAUUUCAGAAGUUUAUUUUGAUAAAAUAUUUCCUAAAACACCUUGAAAGUGUUCUAAUUCACAUAUUUAUCAUAAAACAAGUGCCGAAUCACAUUUUUCCUUCAUAAAAUUUGAAUUGUUUUUCUUCAAAAGAUAUUAACUAACUUAUUUUGAAUCCAAUCUUCACAUGUUUUAUAUCAAAACGUUCCUCUCAUUAUUCUCCAGAACAUAUAGCUCAGUUUGGGAGUUUUCAUGCAAGUAUAAUUCAAUUCUAAUCAUUUCAAGAAAAAACCUAGUGUUAAAUUUUCAAAAAACCGAGGAACAGGCUUGUGCGCUCUGCCGCACAUGCACCAAAAAUGCGCACAACUUUUCUCUGGCUACGCGUUGGGGGCACUGUGCGGUAGAAAAUUGUGGAAAAUUUCUUGGCAAGGACUAACUAUUCAUGGCCUAGGAAACCAAAAAAAUAACAAAGUUCGCCCAUGCAUCUUAUUUGUUGCAAAGAAAACUUUUAUUCUUUUCCCCGCGCGGUUUGCGUGAACACUAUGGUUGUUUGUUUUUUCCAUCCAUAUUUUACUUUUCAAAACCAACUUUACCGAAAGUAUAUCUACCUAUUUAGAUACUUUGAUGGUCUUAAAUUUAGAUAAAUCUAGUUAUAAGUUUUCAUUUUGUUAUCUCGAUGUGUCGCUGUUCAUUCAUUUUCGAAAAGAUCUAGGUCAUUAAAUUCCUCAUUCCAGCGACAAACUUUGAUGAGAAAACCAACAAUAUGUCAGCCUCACAUCAUUAUCAGCAGCAACAUCAUCACAAGUCAGGAAAAUCUAGAGAAUCUUCAUCGUCACGAAUAGAAAAUCAUAAAUGUAACUUGGGUUGGCAGUAUGUGAAAAUCGAUGGGAAAUCAUAUCUUCGAGUAGACGGUGAACCGAGAUCGAUUAAAAAUGAGCAUGAGUUUCAGGUAUUUUUCUCUCAAUUAAACAUUUCUUUUUAUCAAAAAGUGUUUUCAGAGUGUACGAAAAUUCGGCGUUGUUCACGAUCCGAUGAAACUGCAAAGAAAUGAAAAAGCAUUAGUUGAUCCAAGAAUAUCGAUCCAAACCAAAAGCAAUACAAUUUAUGACAAAUAUUCGAUUCGUUCAAAUGUUUCAUUCAAAGCUCCGAAAUUUCGAAUAGAUGGUGAUUAUGUUGCGAUUCCACCAAAACGAGAAGUUGCAAUAUUUAAUAUGGAUGAUAAUUGUGAUACAGAUAUUUUGACUGAUUUUGCCAAAGAAUGUGGUGCAGUUGAAGAUGUUUGGGUUUGCCGUCAUCCAGAAACUAAAAAACAUAUGAAAAUGGCUUAUAUUAUUUUCGAAAAACCGAAAGACGCUUUGCUAUUUGUUGAGAGAUAUCAAAUAGUUAAAUUAAUGGCGACCCGAAUUGAAGCACAAUGUGAUCCUUAUUGUAAGCUUUUCCCCCUGUUUCAAUUUUAAUUUCUCUUCUUUCAGUGACCCAUUUAAAUGAAAAGUACGAAAAAGAAACAAAUCAUUUAUUGCCUUUACCAAAACAUCUGCAAAUAAUUGAUGAAAAAGUGUUGAGUGGUUUUCGUGAAGAAAUUUUGAGAAAUGAACAAAAUUUGAAGUUGGAGGAAUCUGUAAAACCAGAAAUCGAGGAAGAAGACGUUGAGAUUGAUGUAGUGAAAAUUGAAGAGCCGCCGUUGAGAAGUCAUACUCCACCUGUUUUUUCUCAAUAUUCAAUGCAACCAUCUUCAAGUUAUGAUUUGGAUAUUCCACCACCUCCAGCAAGACCAGUUAAAGGUAUUUUUAAGUUUUUUUUUCAGUUGCAUGUUAUGUUUUUGGCUAUUGCACGCACCAGACUUGGGAAUUUACACGUUAACGACUCAAAAUUUUGAUUUUCAUUAUUUUUGAAGAUUCUUAGAAAAAAUCUAUUAUUAUUUUUCACUUUAAUAAGUGCCUUAAGGUCUUUAAAUCCAUCAAUUUCGUUAAAUUUAUAUUUAAAAUCUCCACUGUUUCUAAAGUGGAACUUUUAAAAAUCUACUAUAUACUAUGUAUAAUAUAAUGAUCCCUAGACUCUAGUCACGUAAAAAACUCCCAGGUCUGCCACGCACGCUUUUUUGUUCUUUGUUCAGCAAAAAGUCCUCCACCACCUCCACCACCACCACGAAAAACAUCACUACCUCCUCCUGCACCCCCUCCGCCACCUCCACCAAAACCCCGUCGUUUCGAACCGUUUCGCCUCAAAACCCCAUUGAAAAAUCCGUUUGGUGUCGUUUUGGAUGAAUCGAUUUGGCGUCCCAAUAAAACAUAUGAACCAUAUCCGGAGAAGGUGAAGUUGACAGAAGUUGAGGAGAAAGAGUUCAAAUGUCCGGAAUUGCCUAGAAAACGAAAAAUUGAGGAAUCGAGAGAUAAAGAAAUGAAUAAUAAUAACAAUAAUAAUAAUAAUGAACGAAGAGUUAAUCCAGGUAUUUUUCACUUUGCAUGUUGCUUUGCUUUCACCUGAUUUUUGUUAAACACCGCAACAUUUUCCAUGAUUUAUAAAACAAUUUCUAGAUACAUCAUAUCACGGCUUCCCUGAACCGCCUCCAAAAUAUUCGGAAAUCGAUCCAAUAAGAAGAUCGCAUUCUCACAAUCAAAGACCAUCUUCAUCAUCAGCAAAUCGAUCAGAUUCUGGAGAAGAUCGAAGACAUCGAAGAAAUACGCAAAGAUCAUCAACAGAAAAAGAUGAAACGGAAAAGGUUUUGAAAGUUGAAACAUAUCGAAUGAGGUACAUUUUUAUUGAAAAGGGAAAAAUACUCUUUCAAACAAAUGUUUUUUGCAGAAGUAUCAAAUAUGGUGGAAAUGGAUUCAAGAUGAGUGAAUAUGUCAAGGAAUAUAAAUCGAAAACAUUAUUAGCUGGAGGAUUGGAAACAAUUUCAUCAGAUGAUAGAACUCCAAGAUCGAGGAGUAUGUCGAUUUCUUCAACUUCUUCUGUUCCAACUUAUCCGGAUUCUGAUAGAGAUCGAAGGAAAAAGGUGAGGCUUGUUGAGAAAAGGGAUUAGUUAUCUCCAAACCUCACCUCACCUCGGCCAAAAUCGUGGUUUCCACAAUAAAAAUUGUACGCUAACUUUUUACAGUACAAAAAUUGUAAAUUUUUCAGUUUUUGUCCUCUAAAAAUUGUGAUUUUCAAUUUUUGACCUGUAAAAACUUAAAUUCAGAUUUUUCAAAAAAUUGUACUCUGGCCAGUCACGGCUUGGCCGAGGUGUGAACCUCACCCAAGAACCUGAAGAAGUGGGAAAAAAAUUGCCCGCCUGAGGCUCGCCUUAAAGACCCUAAAAAGUUUUGCCCACGUGAGGCUCACCUUAAAAAUUUUUGCCCACCUAGGUUUUUCGAAAAAAAAUUGCCCACCUGGAAUUCCAGGUGUUGGGUGAGGUUUGGUUAUCUCACAAAGUUUUUUAUCUACCUUUUUAAUAUCAAAAUAUUAAAAAUGCCCAUUUUCCAGCCAAAAUCAUCAGAGCGACGAAAAGAAAGAAAAUUCGGAUGGGAAACCGAAUCGGAUGACACUGAUGACAGUGAUCGAGACAGACAUCGACGUGGAAGAAAAACAAGACAUUCAUCAUCGAAUGAUCGAGAAAGACAUCGAAGAAAAUAUCGAGAAAGAGAUGAUGAGAGAAAAUCGAGAGGAUCAAAACCAAGAACACCGCCAUCACCAAGAAGAUCAACAACAACAACAACUUCCUCAUAUUUAUCAUCGUGUCAACAACAGAAACUUGGUAUUCCUACUUUUGAUAAAACUCGUCCACCGCCGCCGCCGCCUUCAACAAAUCGAAUUCCUUCAACAACAUCGAUGUAUAAAAAAAUAAUUGCACCGUCGACAAAUAUUGAGGAAUCACAUUCGAUGCGGAAUAUUCGAGAAGAUACUCCGGAAAUGCCUGCGGAAUCGUUGCAACAAAGAAUUACUGGAUUAUUUGGAAUUGGAGAGAAAGAGCAAAAGUGGGUUCUAUUUUUUAAAAAAAAUAAAUUCUCGAUCUUAGACCCGAAAACAUCGAUCAUCAACAAAAAACAAUUUUACAGGCCAUCUACACCUGAUCCAAAACCAAUUCAAAUGACAACUUAUACUCCGAUGACAUUUGUGAAUACAUCGAUGGAUCGACAUUCUUCGGAAGAUAUGGAUGUGGAAGUUUCGAGUGAAGCGGAUACGAUUGAACAUAAUCGAGAGACGGAAUUUGAGAGACAGCUGAGAAUGAAAAAGGAGAAGAUGGAGGAUGAAAAGAGAAUUGUAAGCUUUUUUGGAAACAGGUUUCAGGGAUCGGUUCCCAAAAAACAUUAUUUUUUCCAGAGAGACCUUAAAAAUGGGUUGAAUCAUAAAUCGACUAGCAAAAUUGACCGAGAAUUGCUCAAGAAAAUCACCAUGGCUCAUACCGAAUAUAUUUUACGCCAAAAAUUAUCAUAUGUCGAUGAGUUUUUGUUGAAUCGAGCUGCACAGGAUGAGGAAAAAAGAAAGGUUUGUUGUUUUUUGUAUCGGAUUAGGCUGAGUGGCCAAAUUUUCCCCAAAAUAGAAUACGUUUCAAAAUUUUUAUAAGGUUUUUAGAAUUUGAUUUAUUUUCGUUAAUUCAAAGCUUAGUUUGAUGAUGAAAAAAAUAAACUUUCCUGCUAUCAAAAAUUGAAACUGGUUCCAUUCUGAAAAAAUACCCUAAUUUGAGCCCUCAUUUUAUAAAUAUAUAUUUCAGAAAGAACGCGAAGAACGAGCUCGUCUUGCAGCCGAAAAUCCGAUUAUUGAACCAUUUGCUGAUUUUAUGGUGAGAUUUUGUACUAUUGAAACUGUAAUUUUAAACAAUUGGAAGUCUUCACAGAAAACAUUUUUUUUUUAA